Messenger RNA from Anopheles coustani, 4847 nucleotides. It is a transcript of the gene Rbcn-3B, whose product is annotated as WD repeat-containing protein 7. Lineage: Eukaryota; Metazoa; Arthropoda; Insecta; Diptera; Culicidae. The record is from RefSeq and is a predicted model, not a curated record. The coding region runs from base 308 to 4732 and encodes 1474 amino acids. Gene Ontology annotation, molecular function: protein binding. Gene Ontology annotation, cellular component: cytoplasm. The transcript has 14 exons.
GGGAGUCAUCAAGUUUAGACACAAUAUUUGAAAGUUUUUCAGAUUUUGUGGAAAGUUCAAUCACUUCGAUUAGUAGUUCAAUCAAUAAAAACAAUACUACUACAAGUGUAAAGCACAUACCGUAAAAACAUCAAUACAUCUGCAGCUAUUUUGUAAAUAAUGACUAGGAAGAUGGUGUAAUCAGGUGUCGUUCGUUGUUUGGUGCAGAAAAAAUAUAUUUUUGCUACGGAAACUUGCUUUCUGGUGCGUUUAGUUUCUGCUUUUUGGUGAUUUUCGCCAGCUGUGAAUUGAUAAAACAACCGAAAACAUGUUAAACACUAACCUGGUCGUGCCUGUGGUGCUGUGGGGACCGAACACACCUACACACUGUGUGUCGAGUGUGUUCCUGUCACGAGACCAGAAAAUCCUUGCGACAGGUUGCUAUGAUGGACAAAUUUGUCUAUGGCAAGUGGAUCCGGAGACGUUGCAGAUGACCCCCCGGUGUCUGCUAGUGGGGCACACGGCUCCUGUUCUGUGCCUGACACGGGCAUCGAUCAUUCAGGACAAUAAUUUCCUAGUCAGUUCGUCGGAAAAUGGCGAAAUGUGUACCUGGGACCUGGUGGACGGAAAGUGCACCGAAAGCAUCAAGAUGCCGCAGGUGCACACGAACAUCCAGGCAUACCACAUGGCCAACUGUGACGAUAUUCGCCUCUUCUGCAAUGGAUAUUACGCGGAAAUUAUGGUGAUGGAUCCGUUCAGUCUGGAAGUUUUGUUCUGUCUGAGUUCAAAGGUCAAUCCCGAUUGGAUUUCCGCACUCCAUGUGUUGCGCCCAUCGAAGCGCAAGGAUGACGUUGUGCUGGCCAUCACAACUACCGGUACGGUGAAGGUUUGGACGUUGAUUGGAAACGAAAACAAGUACUCCGAGCCGAUCUACGAGAAUGAAUCGAAACAAAUUCGCUGUCUUAAUGCGAUCACCAUGAACUGCUGCUCGCAGAACCAGCGCACGGUUUUGAUCGUGUGUGCAAAAUACUGGCAGAUCUACGACGCAGGCGAUUUUACGGUGCUGUGCAGUGUCAUUUCACCAUCCGGCGAACGGUGGAUGGGAGGCGAUUUCCUAUCAAACGAUCGGGUUAUUCUGUGGUCGGACGAAGGAAAGGGUUAUCUGUUCCGUUUGCCGGCGAACAGCAUACCGGAUAAUAAGGACUUCCAUGGGCCCUCCGUUGGAAAAGAUUCGCCGUUCUUGUACUGCAUUCUGUCGCAGACAGGUGAAAAACCCCUGUCCUGUCCACCGACGAUGAAGCUCGUGACGUCCAAUCGCGGCGGUAAAACGCAAAAGUAUUUACUUCGCGGCGAUUCCGAAGGAUACGUCAAUAUUUGGGCUGUGCCCGACAUUUCCAUGGAGCAGAUAAAACAGAUUCAGAAUCUGAAACAACAUCCUCAAACAUUGGAAGCUACUAUAUGCACCUCUCUGCUAGAGGCAUGGAACAAGAUGAGUCCUCUUCCAGUGGGAAUUUUGGAUCAGCUGUACCAAAACAGUGAACCAUUGAUUAAACUCACCGCAAGCAUUUAUUUGCCGCAGCAAAGUAGAUUGGUGGUGGGUAGAGAAGAUGGAAGCAUUAUCAUCGUUCCAGCGACACAAACGGUGAUGUUGCACUUACUUCAUGGCAACCAUCAAAAGUUUAUUGAUUGGCCACCGCAUCAAAUCCUGAAUGGACAUAGUGGGAGAGUCAAUUGUCUCCUAUGUCCAUCGUUGGCGCACUCGCGAUACGACAAGUCGCAUCUAGUAUCAGGCGGAGUCGAUUUUGCCGUUUGCCUGUGGGAUCUGUACAGCGGAGCACUGAUCCAUAGAUUUUGCGUUCACGCUGGGGAAAUUACACAACUGCUUGUCCCUCCGCCCACAUGCAGUCCUCGCAUUCUGAAAUGCAUCUGUUCCGUCGCAUCGGACCACUCCGUCACGCUGCUUAGUUUGCAGGAGCGUAAAUGUGUGACCCUGGCAAGUCGUCAUUUGUUCCCGGUGGUUUCGAUUAAAUGGCGCCCACUGGACGAUUUUCUUAUAGUCGGCUGUUCCGAUGGCACCGUGUAUGUUUGGCAGAUGGAGACAGGUCAUCUUGACCGCGUAUUACACGGUAUACUGGCUGAGGAGGUGCUGAAUGCUUGCGACGAAAAUACCGGUGAAACGGGAAGCAGCGCUGGAUCGACAUCAGAAAUGGGUCUCGCUAAUCCGGCCGUUCAUUUCUUCAGAGGUCUAAGACAUCGCAAUAUCAAUGCCAUUCGCCAUGCAACGCAACGCGGAAUUCAUCAACUCCAACAGUUGCACGCGCAUAACAAUCAGCAUGGAGACUUCCUCAUGAAGAAUCGCAGCAGCCCGUUGAUAAUUCAGGGUUUGCGAACCAACCCUAAAGAUGCCGAAAGUCACAUUCUUUUCUUUGAUAUCGAGGGAUUAAUAUUUGAACUGCAUGCCGAAGAGUACGCUGCCAUGAGCCCCAACACGUUGGAGGCUGAAGGACUGUUGAUUCCGGCUGGCGCUGAUAGCCACUCUUCAGAUGCUGGGAAGAAAAUUUCUGAUUUCUUUGGACGUGUUAAGAACAAAGCUGGUGACAUGGAAAAAAUACUUAAAGAAAAGGAUAAACACGGUAUCCUCGCCAAAAUGAAGGAAGGCGCCGAGAACGUACAAACCAAAGUGCAGGCAAAGCUUGAAAGCGUCGUCAAAAAUGUUGGUGAAACGGGCAAAGAUUCCUCGGACAUUUCGAAGAAAAUUGCACCUCGCAUGGAAGCUACCCACGUGAUGGAGGUAGCCCAGUUGCUGCUAUCGUUGAUACACUCCUGGGGCCUCGAUCCACACUUGGACAAAGUGUGUGAAACUCAGUUGGGUUUGCUACGACCUAUGAUUCCAGUUUCGUUUGGCGUACUGUCGAAGGGUGGCUAUAUGUCGCUGCUACUACCGACCUGGCAGAAUAAUAUCGUUAUCAAUUCGACUGCGGAAGAGCUUAAGACGGUAGCGAUGACGCCUGAGCAGUUUCGACGCGAGGGCCUGACGAAGUUGUUUACCGCACGCCUGCAUUGGGAGCUAAGCACAACGCUCACCUCGAACCAUCUGCUAGCGAUGGUGGCGAUGUCCAACACGCUGAUGUCGAUGAACAUGGCCACCUUCGUGCCGGAGCAGGAGCGAGCUCGCAAGUUGCACCGUCAAUCGACCCGUGCGACUUGGAGUAACAACGAGGAAGAGCAGGAGGAAGCCUUCACCCAGCAGCAGGCCCAGAUCAAGCAAGGAUGGAGUCUGCUCUCGACGCACCACUGCUUCCUGCUGCCGGAAAAAAUUGACGCACUUGAUGCGAACAAUUUUAAGCGCCCCCAGGUGGAAAUGAUGGCCCGUCGGUGGCAGCAUCACUGCCUUGAGAUCCGUGAAGCGGCUCAGCAGCUGCUGCUGGGAGAACUGGGACGAAUGGGGAAAAAGGGUCGCAAGCAGCUGGUUGAAAGCUGGGCCCAAUAUUUACCGAUGUACACGCAUACCGAACCGAUCGCACAGCAGGCCCCCGGUGGAGGACAAUCGAACGCGGGAUCCCCUACCUCCAGCCCAACCGGGCAGCCGGGACUUGAGCACGAAGAAGAAUCGGAAGAGGAGGAGGAAGUCGUUCGCAAGCCAUCGAGUUUGGCUGAGCUGAAACGCAAACAAACGACGGCCGUCGUACUGCUCGGUGUAAUUGGGGCGGAGUUUGGGCAGGACAUUUCCGCCACCGAUGGUAAGCGCAACAACGAGAACCGCCGGAAAAGCUCCGUGGUCGAAGGUUUCGGUAUUGGCAACAACAAUCUUGCCCGUUCGACUUCGAUGGCACUGACCCACCUGCUGCUAGCGCCACCGACGCAGAAGCUUCCGGCUUACACGCCACUGCGCCGUGCUGCUAUCGAUUUGAUCGGACGCGGCUUCACCGUGUGGGAACCGUACAUCGACGUGAGCAAGGUGUUGCUUGGUCUGCUGGAGAUGUGCUGCGACUCGAACCGGCUGAUACCGAGCCUGAACUACAAGUUGCCGCUCACACCACAGGCCGACGCCUGCCGCACGGCUCGGCACGCGCUACGGCUGAUCGCGACGGCUCGCCCGGCUGCCUUCAUCACUACGAUGGCGCGUGAGGUGGCCCGCUACAAUACGCUCCAGCAGAAUGCUCAGGCGAUAAGCGUCCCCAUAACGCAAUCGGUACUGCAUCGGGCCAAACGGGAAAUUCUACAAUGCGUCGAAAUGCUCAUCGACAAGAUGCAGACCGAGAUAGCUAAUCUGCUCGUAGAGGUCAUGGACAUUACCCUGCACUGUGUUGAUUCUGGAGACCUCAAGAAUAAGGGUCUAGCCGAGGUCAGUCCACUGAUGUGCAAAUUUAACCAAGUUUCACACUGCAGUGCUUCACGUCGUAUUGCCGUUGGAGCGAGUAAUGGACACUUGGCGAUCUACGAACUACGGCAGAACAAGUGCCAGAUGAUACCGGCCCACACCAAGCCGGUGACGGCAUUGGCCUUCAGCCCGGACGGCAAAUUUUUGGUAAGCUACUCGUGCACCGAAAAUCGGUUGUCCUUCUGGCAGACCAGUGCCGGUAUGUUCGGUCUGGGACAGUCGCAAACGCGCUGCAUAAAGGGAUACUCGACCGCACCGAUACCGGACGUCGCCCGGCUCAACCCGAUGCGACUGGCCAAGCUGAUCUGGAUCAACAAUCGCACCGUGACGCUCAUGUUGGCCGAUGGGUCUGAGACAAGAUUUAACGUGUAAACCUCACCCGCCCUUGCUAAAGUGACCCGCAACCCUUCAUACCUUUCUUCAGCUGUUGGAAAGCUUAUAUUAUUCUGUUGUGCGGCCGUGUUAGAAAAUAUACUGUUGAGUUGUU